Molecule: messenger RNA, 2446 nt
Organism: Trichogramma pretiosum
Lineage: Eukaryota; Metazoa; Arthropoda; Insecta; Hymenoptera; Trichogrammatidae
Product: zinc finger protein 62-like
Exons: 3
Coding region: 255-2318 (687 amino acids)
Biological process (GO): regulation of transcription by RNA polymerase II
Cellular component (GO): nucleus
Molecular function (GO): DNA-binding transcription factor activity, RNA polymerase II-specific; RNA polymerase II transcription regulatory region sequence-specific DNA binding
Source: RefSeq, a predicted model, not a curated record
UCGUCAUAUCAACCUACCCAAAUGACAUCUUCAACUUCUCAAAUAUCAUUGUGGCGGCUUUGAUAAUUCUAACUUUGAUCAUGUUUUUUUUUAAAUUUCACUUAAUUAUUUCAAAGUAUACUCAAACUUUAGGUCAUAAAAAAGUGUAAUACUGAUUAUACAUAUGGAGGUUCAGACAUAAUAUAUAGAUAGACAAACUUUUUAAAAACGUAAUUGUAACAGGUAGUUUAAAUCGAAGUACAAAAUUCUUGAAAAUGCAAGUUCUGGAAAUAAAAGAAGAAAUUUUCGAUUUUUCAUUAGAUAUAAUAGAAGAAAAACCUUAUGUAUUACCCUGUGUUAACAAUAACAUUCCAGAUGACAUAUUAAAUAAUUCAAGUUAUAUCGAUUUAUUUGAGGUACAUCAACUAAUCAGCGUACAAGAAGGAGAAUCAUCAAUUAAUUCGAAACCUCAAUGGCAUCUAGAAGUCAACAAAUUUAUAAAGGAUAAAAACACUUUGAAAGUUUUGUUUCUUUGCAAAAAUUGCAACAGAGUGGAAGAAGAUCUUUCAAAACAUACUAUAAAAUGCAAAAUUUGUGAUAAAAAUGUAACCUUCAUUUGUUCACAUUGUUGCAAAGAAUAUGAUUUUUUUGAUAGUUUGAGAUAUCAUAUUGAACAAAAAGUUUGUAAGCGAAAUAUUGUAUACAAAUGCAAACUAUGUGAUUUUACUACAAAAAUAGAAAAUUCAUUACAAAAACAUGUCAAUUGUCAUAGAUUGAGAUGCUCAUCAUGUGGCAAAACAUAUAAAAAAGAACAGUGGUUAAGAGUCCACAAAAAAUAUUGUGGCAAGCAACCAAAUUUAUCAUGUGAACAUUGCCCAUACAGGACAAAAUUCAUAGGAUCUUUGAGAACUCACUUGAUGAAACAUGAAAAAAUUAACAUUAACAACGAUUACAAUAUCAUUGUGGAAAACGACCAAAAAAUGAUUUUGUUUUCAAACAUAGCCAAAUUAUUUUGCGAUGUGUGCAAAAAUGUUACAACAUAUGAAGAAAAUAUAAAGUAUAAAAAUUGUGAGAAAUGUGAUGUACGCUUAGACUUUUAUUGUACUAAAUGUAAAAACCAAUAUAAAAAUCUGAGGAGUAUAGCUCAUCACUUAAAAAUUGAAUGUGAGCCUAAAGUCAAGUUGAAUGAAUGCAAAAAAUGUGGGAAAAUAGCAAAAACACUCAACAGUUUGAAGAUGCAUGAGAAAUAUUGUGGAGCAAGUACAUCAUUAUCUUGUGAUUUAUGUUCUUUUAAAACAAAAUAUCAGUGCAGUUACAGAUUACAUAUGAAGAGGCAUUUAAAUAGAACUGAGAGAAUUAAAAACAGAAUUGAGAGAGUUAAUAAUUCUUGUGUACACCCAGCUUUGUUGAAUUCUUAUGCUAGUUUUGUAGAUUUGUACAAACGUUAUUGUAAAGCAUGCAACAAAGUUAUAGAUAGUAAUUUCAAGAAUAAAAGAGUCUGCGAAAUUUGUAGUAAUAAUUACAUUUUCAUAUGUGUGAAGUGUGAAGGAGAAUUUUCGAGAUAUGACACAUUACUGUAUCAUUUGAAGUUCAAAUGUCCAACUAGUCCCAACAAAAUAUGCAUUAGGAAAAAAUCGUAUUACUGUGAUUAUUGCUCUUUUGUUACGAAAAUUCGGAGAAUUGCCGUGAGACAUAUAAAAAAGCAUAAAAAUAUCAAUGUCAAAUAUGACUCACACAAAAAAUUGAUUGAUGAAAAUAAUUCGUCGACGCGUAAAAUUAUUAAAAAAAAUUCAUCGAGUUUUUUGCGUUACUGUUCAAAUUGCAAAAUCACGUCCGAUGUUACAACGAAAACAAAAUCGAAUAAAGUCUGCCCGUGUUGUGGAACAAGAUAUUGCUUUCGAUGUUUGAAAUGCAAAAAAACUUAUAAAUGUUUCAUUUCGAUAAUCAAUCAUGAAAAAAACUGCAAUAAAAGUAAGCGGAAGAAAAGUUCCUAUAAAAGAUGUCAACGUUUGACGAAGAACGACUGCCGUUCGGCAGCCAGAGCUACGAAUAAAUUAAGAGUCGCGGAAGAAGAUCUGUAUCGACGUUUUUGCGAUAAAUGUAAAGAUACUGGAGAUUCUGCAAGCGAAAUUUGCAAAAAUUGCCAAAACGAAACUAUGCUACAGUGCAGCGGAUGCCAGAAACAAAUUAAACGCUAUGCAGCGAUGAUAUUUCAUCUUCGGCACUGCUCGUGCAAUCGAGACAUAUCUCAAAACUGCUGCUCCGAGUGCGACUUUAUUGCCGUUAAUAAGGCACGCCUAAAAAAACAUUUGAACGAAAAGCAUAAUAAUAUUAAUUAGUCAAAUUACUGGCCUAAGCACAUACUUUCUUUUUUAAAAGUAUGGCUAGCUUGUAGUAGUCUUGCAAGCCUCUUAGUUUUUGCAAAAAUAUAUGUUUAUGUAUACACGAAUCAAAUAAUAAAUUAUAA